UGAAGUUGGUAUUGUUUGACGUAUAGAAUAAUUAACAAUUAAUUAUCUUGUGACACUGUUCCUAAAAUUAUUUGACAUAUCAAUUUGACAAAUCGCCAAAAUAUUUAUAUUUUGUGGUGCUGUAUUGAGUAUGCAGUAUUAGUUAAAAGCUAAAUUUCAUAUACUGUAGCAGGGAUGUCCUCAACAGUUCCAUUAAUAUUGCAAGAAGACUGUGAGCAAGGGGGAAAGGAUUAUGAUGAUGGCAUUGAAAAUGACUUUGCCUAUCGCAAUAAUGUUUUACAGGCCUCAAAGAAUGUCCGUAUGGCUUUUAUUAGAAAAGUGUAUGGAUUAUUAGCCACUCAACUGUUCUUAACAGUUAUUGUGGCAAGUGUUUGCUUAUUUGUGGAACCUGUUAAAAACUUUAUUAGAACAAAUGAUUGGUUGAUGCUAAUAGCAUUAUUUGGAAGUUUUGGAAUAUUGAUUGCUUUAUUUAUCAAAAGGAAGGAAACUCCAAUCAAUUUGAUUCUUCUUGCAGCUUUUACUGUUUUUGAGGCUUAUACAGUUGGAGUUAUUGUAUCUGUUUAUUCACAAACAUUGGUAUUGGAAGCUCUUUUAUUGACAUUUGCAGUACUUGCUGGAUUGACCCUUUAUACAUUCCAAACUAAACAUGAUUUCUCUUCAAUGCACUCUGUAUUGAUUGCUGGUUUGUGUAUUCUCAUUGUUGGUGGAUUUAUUCAAAUAUUUGUACAGUCAUCUAUGAUUGAAUUGCUGAUGUCACUUGGUGGUGCAUUUUUAUUCAGUUUGUUUAUUGUAUUUGAUACACAAAUGAUGUUGGAAAAAUUGUCCCCAGAGGAAUACAUUUUGGCGACGAUUAAUUUGUACAUGGAUAUACUUAACUUAUUCAUCUACAUUUUACGUAUUUUGCAAGCCGCCAACAGGCAGUAAGGUUUAUAGGUAAUACUACUUAGCAGAGAGGCUCAUGUUUUUGGAAAUAAUUAUGACACUCUCCUUUAUUAUACUAUGAUACUAAAUAGUCAUUACAAAAUAUGCAAUUUUUUGAACACAAUUAGCUGUUAUCUACAUAAAUCUUGUUUUUAAUAUUGUUUGAUAAAACGUAGAUAACAUAGUAAUAAAAAAAAACAUUAUUGGUGUCUAAAUGUAGCCUCACACAAAUGUGAUCAGAGUUUAACAAUAAAAUUCCUAAUUAUAUUAAAUGAA
Molecule: messenger RNA, 1197 nt
Organism: Nicrophorus vespilloides
Lineage: Eukaryota; Metazoa; Arthropoda; Insecta; Coleoptera; Silphidae
Product: protein lifeguard 4-like
Exons: 5
Coding region: 175-924 (249 amino acids)
Biological process (GO): negative regulation of apoptotic process
Cellular component (GO): membrane
Source: RefSeq, a predicted model, not a curated record